AUGGCACCAACGCUGGACCCAAAGGCGCCCUCGCCGACCGCUGAGGAGCUUUUCGACGGCCUUAACAUCGACGAUAAGAAGUCUUCACGCCCCGAAGGGAGCAGACCUCCCGCAAACCGCCCGCCUGGUCCUCCUGGCCCCGGUCGCCGUGGUCCCCCGCCUCCCGGCCACCGUCCCUCGAGAUCCCAAGAGGAGGCGAUGAGACAGCGCAGAAUGCAAGGCAACGGCAGCGUUAGUGGCGGCCCGCCCCGACCUUCUGGGCCUCCAGGCUCCCCGCAGCGACGACCUCAGGAGCGCCGCCCUCGCCGGAACUCGGAUUCUUCGCUCCUGAUUGACAUCGAAAAGCCGCUUACCGACGAAGAAAAGAAGGCUAAGGAGGCCAGACGUCUGUUCCACCACGAUGGCCCAUUCGACGCCGCAAACCCCCACCGCAACCGAAAGGGCAGCCGCCGCGCCCCGAUGCAGGCUUUCGCCAAGGACUCGCUGAACAUGUCCUUGGGCGGAGCCGGACCCCUCAACAAGCGUCCCGACCACGCCACUUUCAUGGGUAACAAUGACGGCGACGCGUCUGCUGACUUUGCCUCCGCUGGAGCCAGAGAUCCCUACCAACAGCACAAGAACGAGCCGGCCGUGUUCGAUCCCCGAGCCCGCAGCUCUAUCCUCCACGGCGAGGAGAGCAUGGGUCUCGGUACCUCGACCUUCCUCGAGGGAACCCCCGCCGCACGCACUGCGAUCCAGCGCACCCAGCAAGAGCAGGCUCAGCAGAGCCAGACCGACGGCUUGAAGCGCAACAAGUCCAUCGCUCAGCGUAUCCGUGGCAUGAAGAGGGAGCCUCGCGAGUACGGACCUGCUGGUCGCAUGACGAAUCCAGAGGGUGCUUACCACUCCCGUAGGUCUCCUGACAGUGCUGGGCCCUCCACCAGCAUCUCGUACACGAGCGAGCGAAACCCGUUCUUCUCCGAGUACGGCAAGGAGCCUGAGAGCAUCUCAGUCAAGCGUACUGACAACGGCGCCAAGUCACCCGGGACCCCUCCGCCGGUCCCCCGUAGAGGCUCUGCCAAUGCCCUCGAGCGUCGUAACACUACUGACGUCAAGUCGCCCACCGAGGAGGCCCCCGGCAAGUCGUCCGGAGGCUUCCUGUCCCGAGUCAAGAGUCUGAAGGGAGGACGCAGACGCCAGGCCUCUGAUGCCAUGGCUCCUCCGGCCCCUGGAACUGCCGCCUAG
Colletotrichum aenigma is the source of this 1224-nucleotide messenger RNA. It is a transcript of the gene PAL1, whose product is annotated as Protein PAL1. Gene Ontology annotation, cellular component: cytoplasm. The transcript is spliced from 3 exons. Bases 1 to 1224 code for a protein of 407 amino acids. NCBI's taxonomy places the organism in Eukaryota, Fungi, Ascomycota, Sordariomycetes, Glomerellales, Glomerellaceae. The record is from RefSeq and is a predicted model, not a curated record.